This is a messenger RNA of Sitophilus oryzae (rice weevil), 2206 nucleotides long. Its product is annotated as adenosine deaminase 2-like. Bases 335 to 1897 code for a protein of 520 amino acids. The transcript has 7 exons. The record is from RefSeq and is a predicted model, not a curated record. Gene Ontology annotation, biological process: inosine biosynthetic process; adenosine catabolic process. NCBI's taxonomy places the organism in Eukaryota, Metazoa, Arthropoda, Insecta, Coleoptera, Curculionidae. Gene Ontology annotation, molecular function: adenosine deaminase activity.
UUACAAUGACGAUUUUCGAUUAUUCGCAAAAUUGAAUUCGAAUGAGUGUAAUAAAAGAUUGCGUCAAGUGAUAUAAAUUCGUGAAUUUUAAGGUCAAAAAGGACAAUAGCCAAAAACUAGCUUCAAAGGAACCACAACUCUGGGAACGAUAAACAUCUGGUGACACUACGUGUAUCAAGUUCAUUGUCACAGAAAACAUCCAUAUUCCGGGGAACCACCGGACCCCCAACAUCCAAUAUAAAAAGAUCGAUAACUGUCCGUGCGCCAGUUUCGUAAAGUGGCCCCGUAGAUAGAGAUUACCGAUAAAAUCCUCACGAUAAAAAGAAACGCAGAUAUGCCUGAGACGACCAGUGGAGAUAUAGGCGGUGAAAGGAACAACCUGAAUUACCUGCCUUUUCGUAUAUUCAAUUUAUUCAUUUUGAUUGUCGCUAUGGGAAGAAUCGCCGGAGCGGAUACGUACGUCGACGAACGAAGCAGACUGAUAAACGAGGAAAAACGGAUUUUUAUGGUAAAUGGUGGAGGAAAUCUUAGCGAAAAAGAAGAGGUUGUUAAUCGGUUAUUGUUGCGAUGGAAAAAAGAUGAACUGGACGAGUCGUAUAAGAAUUCUUCGAGGUUGGCGGCUAGCGAGAACUUCUUAGUGGCCAAAGAUGAUAUUGAACAAUCUAAAGUAUUCCAGCUUAUCAGAAAACUACCUAAAGGAUCAUCCCUUCACACCCACUUUUUAGCAGGCGUAAAUAUAGACUGGAUAAUAUCUAAUAUAACAUACAACGACAACAUCUACGCCUGUUACUUGAACAACAUAUUCAAACUAAGAGUCUUACAAGAUCCAAAACAGGACGCAAAUUGUUCUUGGAAGAGCCUGAAAACUUACAGAAAGGAAUUCGCAGAUGAAAACAAAAGUUUUGACGAAUUUUUAAAGGACAAAAUGACACUCGGUAUUGACAGUCUGAACCAAAGUAGAGAGGAGAUUUGGAGUAAAUUUAAGAAUACAUUUUCGACACUGUACGAUUUGGUGGCGUAUAGGCCAAUAUUUAAACGGUAUAUUUAUAGGCUUCUAGAGGAACUUUAUGAAGAUAAUGUGUUUUAUACGGAGUUAAGAGGAACAUUCAUGCCAUUGUAUGAAAUAAACGGAACCACUUACGACACUAAACAAUUCCUGGAAACCUUUAUCGAAACAGUAGCCGAAUUUAAGGAAUCCCAUCCGAAAUUCGUCGGAGCCAAGUACAUUCAUUGUUUGUACAGGGGCGUAGACAAUACCACUUUGAAAGCGGGUUUGGAACAAUUAAUUUACUUCAAAUCGCUCUUCCCAGAUUUCAUAGCAGGAUUUGAUUUUGUUGGACUAGAAGAGGAUGGCAAGGAACUGGUUGAUUUCCACGACGAACUUCUUGGUGUCUCUCAAGAUGUGAAGUUCUUCUUCCAUGCAGGAGAAACAUUCCAAUACGGCCAUACAGAUCUAAAUCUAGUCGAUGCAAUUUUAUUGAACAGCAGUCGUAUAGGACACGCUUUUUCUUUAGCUAAACACCCUGUAUUAUUGAAUAUAGCUAGAGAAAAAGAUAUUCCAGUAGAAUUAAGUCUAAUAUCUAAUCAAGUAUUAAGGUUAAAUGAUGAUCCAAGGAACCACCCUGCAACUGUGCUAUUAUCACAAGGAUAUCCCGUUGUCAUAUGCAACGAUGACCCAUCAGUAUGGUCCGCCACUGGGCUCAGCUACGAUUGGUACGUGGUGUUUAUGACAAUGACCUGGAAAGAACAUGGCUUAGAAAUACUAAAAAUCUUUGCCCGAAACUCUAUACAGUACAGCGCAAUGUCAGACAGUGAAAAAACUGAAGCGUUUAGUAUAUGGAAUGAAGCAUGGAACGAGUUUGUGGACUUAAUGAUAGAAAAUUUGAACAAACAUUAAAUAAAACAACUUGUUUUUGUUACUGGGUUAAAGUUCUAGUCAGAUAUUGAACUAAUUUGUAAAUAUUUAUUUUCGAAAAAUUUGUAUGAUGCAAACUUAAAGAAUUGAUGAUGCAAUUAACGUAUUUUCGAUGUUUUCAAUGGAAAUUUGGUCAUACGGUUUUGUUUUGUCUUGUCAUAUCAUUUAAAUCAAUUAUGAGUGCAUAAAUUAUCAUGAGUGCAGCUAGUAUACAUAUAGGCAGUUUAUUUGUGAAGAAAGUAUUACACGUGUCUUUGUAUCUACUGUAAAUAAAUGCUAUAUUUUCGAUUA